Canis lupus familiaris (dog) is the source of this 3106-nucleotide messenger RNA. It is a transcript of the gene ZNF252, whose product is annotated as zinc finger protein 252. Gene Ontology annotation, molecular function: DNA-binding transcription repressor activity, RNA polymerase II-specific. The record is from RefSeq and is marked validated. Lineage: Eukaryota; Metazoa; Chordata; Mammalia; Carnivora; Canidae. Gene Ontology annotation, biological process: negative regulation of transcription by RNA polymerase II. The transcript has 5 exons. Bases 202 to 2823 code for a protein of 873 amino acids.
CAACUUCCGGCCCGGCCGCUUCGGGCUCCCGGGUCCGGCGUCCGCGAGGCGCACCUGCCCCGAGUCCGAGCCGAACCUCUUGAGACCCAGGCAUGGAAGUCUCAGUGUUGCUGUGAAAAGCAGGCUGGUCAAAUUCCUUUACAGUCUUCCCUCCACCUGCCAUUUCACCCACCUCCUUGGGAUGAGCUAAGAGAUCCAAUGAUGGCCGUCAAGCAGCUCCUUCCUGCUGGGUCCCAGGUUUUGGUUUCCUUUGAAGACGUGGCUGUGCUACUCUCCCGGGAGGAGUGGGGCCGUCUGGGCCCUGCUCAAAGGGGCCUCUACAGUGAUGUGAUGCUGGAGACCUACAGGAACCUGAUCUCACUGGGACUUCAAGGUUCGAAACCUGAUGUCAUCUCCAGGCUAGAGAAGGGGGAAGAGCCAUGGGCCCCAUACUCAGCGAAAAUUGAGGAGAGCUGGAUCCGGAGUCAUGAGAGUGAAAGUUUUCAGUCUCUGAUGGAAAAGAAAGGAUUGACUCCAAAACAGGAAAUUUCCAAAGCAAUGGGGUUCCGGAGAGCAAAGUCAGAAUAUGUAAGGAAUGUUUCCAAGGAAUCUGAGUUUGAAGAGAUGAAUAAAACCAAGGGAAAGUUAAAGAAUUACAGGAAAAAAUCUGCAGAGGAAGAACUUAAGAAAUCCUUCUCCCAGAAGAACAGUUCCAGGCCAGUGACGUUGACACAUGUGAAAUCCCCUGUUUCAGGAAAAGGCCAAAAAUCCAGUUCUCUGGAGGUAGACUACACUGUAGAUGCAAGCCCUGUCAGAUUUCAUAGAGCAUCUACAGGGGGUAGUCUCCACCAGAAUGUGCCAUGUGUAAAUGACUUUCAACAAAGUCAGGACCUCAUUAAUCUCCAGUGUUUGCAUCUAGGAGAAAGAGCUUGUCAGACAGAUCUGUUCAUGAAAGCACCCAGGCAGAGUUCAGUUCUCAGUGAGAAUCAGAGGGUUAACAAUCCAGAAAAAUCCUUUGAAUGUACUGAGUGUAGAAGACUUUUCAGCCCAAGCAAAGCUCUGUCUCAGCAUCAGAGAAGUCACACUGGAGAGAUACCCUGUGAGAGUGGUGGAUGUGGAAGAACUUCCCACCACUGCUCUGUCCUCAGCCAACAUCAGGAAGUUCACCAUGGAGGGGAGUCCCAUACCUGUGCUGAGUGUGGCAAAGCUUUCAAGGCCCAUUCCUACUUCAUUCAGCAGCAUAACACUCACACAGGAGAAAGGCCUUAUGAGUGCAGUGAGUGUGCACAUUUAUCUUACAGUCAACAUCUUCAAAUUCAUAGUGGGCAGAAACCUCAUGAGUGUAGUCAGUGUGGAAAAGCCUUUAGUCAUAGUUCUAACCUGUUUCAUCAUCAGAGAAUUCAUAGUGGAGAGAAACCAUACGAGUGUAAGGAAUGUGGGAAGGCGUUCGGUAGGCACUCGCACCUCCUUCAGCAUAAGAGAAUUCAUUCUGGAGAGAAACCUUAUGACUGUACUGAGUGCGGCAAAGCCUUCAGUGCACGGUUAUCUCUCAUUCAGCAUCAGAGAACUCAUACAGGAGAAAAACCCUAUGAAUGCAAUGAAUGUGGGAAAUCCUUUAGCCUGAACCGAACCCUUAUUGUUCAUCAGAGGAUUCACACUGGAGAGAAACCCUAUAGGUGUAAUGAAUGUGGGAAAUCCUUCAGUCAGCGUGCACAAGUCAUUCAGCACAAGAGAAUUCACACUGGAGAGAAGCCCUAUGUCUGCAAUGAGUGUGGAAAGUCAUUCAGUGCUCGCUUGUCCCUCAUCCAGCAUCAGAGAAUUCACACUGGAGAAAAACCUUAUGGAUGCAGUGAGUGUGGGAAAACGUUCAGUCAAAAGGGACAUCUGAUUCAGCAUCAACGAAUUCACACUGGAGAGAAACCCUAUGAGUGUAAUGAGUGUGGAAAAGCCUUCAGCCAGAGUUUUAAUCUUAUUCAUCAUCAAAGGACACACAAUGGUGAGAAGCCCUAUGAAUGUAAUGAAUGUGAUAAAGCCUUCAGUGUGCUCUCUUCCCUUGUUCAACAUCAGAGGGUCCAUAAUGGUGAGAAGCCCUAUGAGUGUCACAAAUGUGGGAAGGCCUUUAGCCAGGGCUCGCACCUCAUUCAGCAUCAGAGGAGCCACACUGGAGAGAAACCCUAUGAGUGUAAUGAGUGUGGGAAAACCUUUGGGCAGAUAUCCACCCUAAUUAAGCAUGAGAGAACACACAAUGGAGAGAAACCCUAUGAGUGUGGUGACUGUGGGAAAGCCUUCAGCCAGAGUGCACACCUCGUCCGCCAUCGAAGGAUUCACACUGGAGAGAAUCCCUAUGAGUGCAGUGACUGUGGGAAAGCCUUCAAUGUCCGUUCCUCUCUUGUUCAGCAUCACAGAAUUCAUACAGGGGAGAAGCCUUAUGAAUGCGAGAAGUGUGGCAAGGCCUUCAGUCAGCAUUCACAAUUUAUUCAGCAUCAGAGGAUUCACACUGGAGAGAAGCCCUAUAUUUGCAAUGAAUGUGAGAAAGCCUUCAGUGCACGUUUAUCCCUUAUCCAACACAAGAGAAUUCACACAGGGGAGAAACCUUACAAAUGCACUGAAUGUGGAAAAUCCUUCCGACAAAGCUCUCACCUUAUUCGACAUCAGAGAGUUCACAGUGGAGAGCGACCUUAUAUGUGUAAUGAAUGUGGGAAAACUUUUAGCCAGAGAAUAACUCUUACUAGUCAUGAGAAAACUCACACCAGAGAGCAAGCCUAUAAGUGUGUUAAACGUGAGGACCUCUUAACUGCACAGUCAGCUUCCAUUCAGCACCAUAAAGUUCACAAUGGAGAAUAACAUCUUUAUUCAAUAAAGUCUUCACUAUUUUACAUCAGGAGCAGUAUACUGAUGGGAAGCCAUCACUUUUACAGCUUUCAUUUUGGAGAUUUAUCUCUUAAGUGAUUUAACAGUCUCCCAGUGCACUGUUAACUAAAAGCAAGAUGCCAAAAUAUGUGGCAAAAAUUCCAAGGUCACAUGCCAUCCCUUAGAUUCAGAGGGUGGAUCUAUGCUUGAGUAUUUUAAAGGAUCACAAUUUAAUUACACUUACUCAAGAUUGUGUUUUCAUAGCACCAGACUUUAA